Triticum urartu is the source of this 2211-nucleotide messenger RNA. RefSeq names its product protein MALE DISCOVERER 2. Gene Ontology annotation, biological process: protein phosphorylation. NCBI's taxonomy places the organism in Eukaryota, Viridiplantae, Streptophyta, Magnoliopsida, Poales, Poaceae. The record is from RefSeq and is a predicted model, not a curated record. Gene Ontology annotation, molecular function: ATP binding; protein kinase activity.
ACACUCCAGUUCCAAUAUUCCGCGUCCUGGACUGACUUGCGCUCCGAGCUCUUCUUUCUCCUCUGCCUUCUCGGCCUCUCCCAGCUCAUCCCGUUCCCAGCACACUGCCCGCGCCCUGCCUCCUCUUCUCUCGAUUCCCUCCUUUAGCCAUCUUUACAGGCACAAAAUCAUCCCAGCCUUUUCCUGCCACUCCUCUCCUUCUCCACAUUCCGUGAGCGCGUUUUCCCCACUUGAAAUUCCGGCUCUCGAGACACAAGAUCCGCGAGGGGUGGUGGAUUCUUUACUUGCUCGUUCCAAAAAUCCCACUCUGCCCCGCUGCUCCACUUACCUUGUAAGGAGUAGCGGAGACACUUUACCCGAUUCGUUUCUUCAGGCGGCAUGGAACGGCGUGUGCUUCCAUCGUGCCCAAGAUUUCAGCAGCUUUAGGUGAGCUGCCUGGACUCCAUUGGGGGCGGAAUGGAGGUCUGGAGCAUCAGAGCGGCGCAGCUCUUGCUCUUCUUCUUCCUCUUGUCUGAGAGGCAUGGGUCUUGUGCCGCCCUCGGUGAAGAAGGGCGAGCCAUGGGUUUCAGAGAAGAGCACCCAAGUGGAUGGUUAUGGAAUUUGGGAGAAAAGAAGGUUUUCAGCGCAGCGGCGACGCCCUUAGUCAAGGGAAAAAAACUGUCAAUUGAAAUUCCUAACGAGUUGCAAGAGCGUAUCAUUAUUUCAGAGGUUCUAACUGAUGGAAGGCAAGAAUCGUGCAGAAAAUGUUUAACAAAAACCAUAGAGAGUAACACCCUGAGGCAACUCCUACAGGCAAGGGAGCUUCAAGAAUCAGCACCUUCCUCUAAGGCUCCUGAUCAGUUUCAUGAAAGCCAGGCUCCCAUGUCUUUGCCACCAUCGUAUUCGCAAGCUGAAACCAACGAGUCUUCUUCUGUGCCUCACUGGGCUAUCUACGCAGUGUGCAUCAGUGGAGUGCUUGGCCUUGUGGUUAUAGCCUCUGUUGUGUAUCUACUUGUCUCCCGUAGAAAGAAGGAUAACACCGUCAAUCCAUGGGCUACCGGGCUGAGUGGACAGCUAAGGAAAGCCUUUGUGACAGGUGUUCCUUCUUUAGGAAGGGCCGAACUUGAGGCGGCGUGUGAGAAUUUCAGCAAUGUGAUUGGUACUGUAUCUGACAGUGCAUUGUACAAGGGAACCCUGUCAAGUGGAGUUGAAAUAGCUGUUGCCUCCAGUCCAGUUAAGUCUGCCAAAGAAUGGUCGGAUCGGUCCGAGGAGCAAUUUAGGAACAAGAUCUCUGAGUUAUCCAAGGUGAACCACAAGAACUUCAUGAACCUACUUGGUUACUGCACAUGCGACGCUCCGUUCACCAGGAUGAUGGUGUUUGAGUACGCUCCAUGCGGUUCCCUCUUCGAGCAUCUGCACGUGAGGGAAGCAGAGCACCUGGACUGGCCUACCCGGCUGCGCAUCAUCAUGGGAGUGACAUACUGCCUGGAGCACAUGAACCAGCUAGACCCUCCUGUCACCCCAAGAACCCUAAACUCCUCAUCCAUCUACCUCACCGAGGACUACGCGGCCAAGUUCUCCGACACCGAGUUCUGGAAGGACGACGACGCGGACGCGUCGGCGCCGACGCGAUCCGCAGGCCAGGACAGCAUCGUCUACAAGUUCGGGAUACUGCUGCUCGAGGUGAUCUCCGGCCGGCUGCCCUUCUCCGAGGACCACGGCCUGCUCGUCCUCUGGGCCUCCAGCUACCUGGACGGCAAGCGGCCGAUCGGCUCGAUGGCCGACCCGGUGCUCAGGGCGUCGUCGCCUGUGCCCGAAGAGGACCUGGCGGCGCUGUGUGAUGUCGUGAGGCUGUGCAUCAACCGCGAGGCGGCGAAGAGGCCGUCCAUGGGCGAGGUCGCGAGGCUGAUGAAAGGCGCCGUCAGACUGUCGCCGGAGCAGACGACCCCGAGGAAUAACCCGCUGUGGUGGGCUGAGCUCGAGAUCAUGUCCACGGCAUCCACCUGAAAUGACAUACAGUAUAAAGGGAAGGAUAAUUAUACUGUACGUACUUACUAGAUUUUGCGUUUUAGUUUCUUCUUCGUUACUUUUUUGUAUGAUAUGGUACACUCCUUUUGGCCCCAAUUUGUUUUUGUCCUUGGAUCACUGUGAUCCUGCAUAUUUCUUAAAGUUGAAAGGAAUAGUAAUUAUUAUUGUUGACGUAUACGGAGUAUUUGUUAAAAUUGUGUUGAA